AUGUUGAGCGGUGAGCGUGUGUUACGCUCCUUGUUCUUAAUAAUUCGUAAUAAAUAAAACUCAACUAAAGACGUUUGAUAACUUAAACGUUUACCGAAACUGUGUAAAUAGAAUAACUACAAUUAUAGCGUAUAGUGAUUAUACGAUAUCAAAUAAAUUUUGUUUAUUUUUAUUUCGUUCUACAUUUAGUUGUUAUUUACAAAAGAAAGUUACUUAGUUUUCAUUUUGAAUGGCUAAAGAUGCGUGUUAUUAACAGAAAUUUGGUGUUGUUAUUGAGUAUUUUGUGUGUGAGUGGAGAUUAUAGCGUGGUGUAUAAUCAGCAUUCUUUGGAACUGACCCAGUCCUUGAACUUGGCAAGGCAAGAGCAGAUCCAGGAGCGAUGUAAUAGGUACCGGUUGACGUGGUCUGUUGAUGAUUUACCCAACAAUCAGUUGGAACACAUAUUAGUUGAUGAGGAUCGCAAGCUUCUCUACUGCUAUGUACCUAAGGUGGCAUGUACUAAUUGGAAACGACUACUCAUGACAUUAGGUGGAAAGUGGAAUGGAACUGAUGUUCUAGCGAUACCUGGACAUAUAGCCCACUCCCCGGGCAUGUUUAGAAAUCUAAGUUCAGUGCCCAAAGAAGAACGAGAUGAAAUGCUGGAGAAUUAUAACAAAAUGAUUAUUGUAAGGAAUCCCUUUGAAAGACUUCUAUCGGCAUACAGAAAUAAAUUGGAAAUAGAUACCCCGACUGCAACUUAUUUCAGGAAUCGCCUGGGUAGGAGGAUCAUCAAGGCCUUCCGAGAUAACCCAUCGAAUGAGUCCCUUGAACUUGGAGACGAUGUCACGUUCAGGGAGUUCGCCCUCUUUCUAACAACGAAGACAGAAGAACUGGCAGAUAUGGUGAAUAAUGAACAUUGGCAGCCGAUCACCAAUUUGUGCCAUCCGUGCCUGAUAAAGUACACGUUAGUUGGCAAAUACGAAACUCUUCUGGAUGACGCUCUAUUAGCCCUCCACACAAUCAACGCUACAGAUAAAGUACAAUUCCCAAGGCUAUCUCACACGUCAGGAACUUCGGAAAAACUGAGCAAGUAUUUCGCCCAACUCGAGUUGCCGCUUAUUAGUAAAUUGUACAAAUUGUAUAAAUACGAUUUCAGAAUUUUCGAUUACCAUUUAGAUAAUAUUGUUGGUUUCGAUUUAGGGUAGGUUAAACAUACAACUUGGAUAAUUGAUACAGGAUUUUAAUGCCUGGAAGAUUUGAUCCGAGUUUUAAUGUGACAUAGACAUAGACAAAACAUUUAUUACAUACGAAAACACACACACAAAAUAACAAUACUUAAAGAAAAAAUAAAA
Molecule: messenger RNA, 1331 nt
Organism: Pieris napi
Lineage: Eukaryota; Metazoa; Arthropoda; Insecta; Lepidoptera; Pieridae
Product: carbohydrate sulfotransferase 11
Exons: 4
Coding region: 240-1184 (314 amino acids)
Biological process (GO): carbohydrate biosynthetic process
Cellular component (GO): membrane
Molecular function (GO): sulfotransferase activity
Source: RefSeq, a predicted model, not a curated record